Molecule: messenger RNA, 1811 nt
Organism: Anopheles darlingi
Lineage: Eukaryota; Metazoa; Arthropoda; Insecta; Diptera; Culicidae
Gene: CCHa1
Exons: 5
Coding region: 301-1092 (263 amino acids)
Source: RefSeq, a predicted model, not a curated record
CCAAGCUAACACGCUUACGGAGACUUGAAUACUACCUGGUGUCCCAAACGAGUGAUGUACUAGUUUUUAUAGGUGUUUUCGUGAAUAUACAUAUUUCCCUGAUGUAAUAGUUGAUUUUCGCAACUAUCAGUGAAAAAAACGUGCGUGGAACAAAAUUGGAUUAUUGAAAACUUUAAAAUAUAUGUCCGGCUAACCGGUUUAUCAUUCCUCACAAAGGUGAUUGUGAGUGUUUGUGGGUAAUCUAAUUUAUUUGAACCAGUGAAAUAUAAAAGCAAAAAGAGACAUUUUUUAUCGCAAACGAUGGCAAUCCAGUGCAUUUUCGGGACAAAGUUUCGAGUAUCUAUGACUUUUAUAGUAAUAACGUGCCUGUGCUUGGAGCAUGUGAAAGGAUCCUGUCUCAGCUACGGACAUUCAUGCUGGGGAGCUCACGGCAAACGUGCUGGGCCACCUCGGCGGGCAGCCUCAUCUGACAUCGGAGAUGGCCUACCGUUUCGACCGCAUCAACCGCCAGAACUGCCCAUCAACUUACCGGUCGCCCUUACCCCUGCUGCACGAUGGGCCUUGGUCAGGAUGAUUCCAGAUAAAAACACAUAUUAUCCAUUUAACAAACUAAUACCAUUGAUGGAUGAGCAGUUUCUCUUUGGUAAUGAUUUAGUCACGGGUGAAUCGGAUUCACCCCCAGCCUCCUCGGAUAUACAUAGUAGUGGAGCGCUGAGGUCAUCAGAUGCCAGCAAUGAGUCUAAACCACCACUAACAUCGACCGAAAUGGAACAUUCACUAGAUGAUGCGUUCACAGUUCCAACCAAGCUGGUAUCUUCAACCAACAACGGUCACCGACGGGAACAUCGCCGCAAAAAAAAGCCACUAUCCGUCCCGACCAACCUUAGCCGCUACGGGAUAAUCGACGACAAGUCAGAGGAUGCGGGUAACAUUGACCGUAUACUAACAGCAAGCGACGAGGACAUUGGACAGCUACUUUUCGAUGCGACAGCGGCUGCUGUGGCGGUUGUACCGGACAGUGAUGCUGCCGGACAACCGUUCACUCACAAGCUAUUUAGCGCCCCCAACUCUGGGGCGCCAUAUAGUACUUAGGCCAUUGAUAAGAAAAUUUAAAUUUAUGGAUCUCCAGUCUUUGCACUGCAAACAAACGAACUCAAAAUUCCAAAGCUAUGUGUUUGAUCUCCCGAUGUCUGGGUUUGGUGAUGGACAAUAGCCUUCUUACGCUCACAGUUUUCGGCAUUUCUCUUUCAUUUUUAUGAUUUUUUACACCUUCUAACAUCAACAUUAACGGAAUGAUUACUGUUCGUGUCCCCGAAGGCAAAGGAACAUCAUGCCCGGUUAAGAUUAAAAGUAUCCAGCUGAAUGAGCCCGGAUUACGCGACAGCCGUUAUCUGAUACCAGCAGUAAAUUUAUAGCUGUUUCCUAACUAUCUCGCAGUGUUCAAGACGAGCAUGGAUUUAAAAGAAAUGGAUGGAUUUAAAAGAUGGAAAUGACGAUCUAUCAGCAAGAGAAUGAACAUUGACAAGACAUCUUGAACAUAUUGACAAGACAUCUUUGGCAAUUUUCAUUAACGGCUGGUUUGGUGAUAGAUAUGAAUUUCGAAAAACUCAUCUACCAGACGGGGGAAGAACUUUAUUGUUUUAGUAGGAAACGCAACCGUCAAUAUAGAUAAUUGGUAUUCUGUGCUAAAUAGUGGACAUCUCGUGCAUAAUACGGAUAAAUUGGGAAUAAAUAGGACAAAAACGAAUCCUCGGUACUCAAAUUGUAAAUAGAUAUAAGGAAAGGAAAGAAAUAUGAAUGUAAAAUAAAUC